Molecule: messenger RNA, 867 nt
Organism: Talaromyces amestolkiae
Lineage: Eukaryota; Fungi; Ascomycota; Eurotiomycetes; Eurotiales; Trichocomaceae
Exons: 2
Coding region: 1-867 (288 amino acids)
Source: RefSeq, a predicted model, not a curated record
AUGUCGCAAACCUUCACGAAUUGUGAUUCCGGUACUUGGUACGCCUUCAACAAAACCAAUCUCAAUAUCGGCGAUACUGUUCAGGUCCAAUUCGGUGCUUUCGAUAAUACGACUAAUCUGAACAUCUACCUCACGAGACCCGGUGGAAGUCUGGUACAAUCACUAGUGUUGAACGCUGGUUUUAGCCGAAAUAGCAAUACAUAUCGCCUCUAUAACUCCUCAUCAACAUGUGAACUCGAUCAACUCAACUUAACAAUCCCGAGCGAUGCCGGCGUUUCCACCAACGAUGUUCAAACUUUCCAAUUCGGUGUUUUCAACUCGUCGGUUCCUCUUGGCCAAGAUGGAGUGCCUCUUUCUGGCUUUUUGGCUUGGUCACCUGAUUUCAACGUCUGGAACAAUGUCACUACAACCACAUCAGCAGCUCCGACAACGUCCGCAACGACUGCAACAACAACAACGGCAGGAGCAGCAGUGAGCGCGACAACAACACCAGCUUCCAACAAUAACAGUUCGAGUGGAUUAUCGUCGGGAGCGAAGGCUGGAAUAGGUAUCGGUGUCGCUUUGGGGGGUGUUUUGCUAGCAGUCUUGGUCGUUGGUGCAUGGUUAUGGAAUCGGAGGAAACAGAGAGCAGCAGCAGCCGCGGGACAACCAGAUGAACCAAUGGAAUCAUUCACAAAACCACCGGCACCUGGAAGCAACACGACAGUCGGACAGGAAUAUUCAGCGAACAAUCAGCACCAGGGUCUUCACGAAUUGCCACCCGCUGCUAAUCAGCAGACAGACGUGAAGGGAAACUACCAAUCGAUACCUCAACAGUCUGCGGUACAUGAAAUGCCUUCCAGCCAUCAAGCAUAUGAAAUGGCAUGA